Cuculus canorus (common cuckoo) is the source of this 5106-nucleotide messenger RNA. RefSeq names its product sperm associated antigen 5 (gene SPAG5). The record is from RefSeq and is a predicted model, not a curated record. The transcript is spliced from 24 exons. NCBI's taxonomy places the organism in Eukaryota, Metazoa, Chordata, Aves, Cuculiformes, Cuculidae. Bases 16 to 5094 code for a protein of 1692 amino acids. Gene Ontology annotation, biological process: regulation of attachment of spindle microtubules to kinetochore; cell division.
ACCGAAACCGGAGCCAUGCAGGCCCCCCGCACCCCCGCCGCACAGAAGCGGCCCCGGCGCACCCCCCUGCAGGAGCUGCAGCUGCAGCCCAGCACCGAGCGAACCAGCCUCACCCCACUGCUGCGCCGCCUGCGCCUCAAGGAUGAUGACUGCGCCACCCCAGUGUCCUGUACCCGGGGGCCUCCCAGCCGCAUCACCCCACUGCCUUGUGCCCUGGGACCCCUCAGAAAUGCUCUCCUCCCCCCCAGCAGCACCGCCUCAAUGCCUUACACCCCAGGGCCCCCCAGUGACACCAUCUCAGAGCUUCCUGAGACUCCUACCCCUGGGAAUCCCACCCUAAAGCCUGGUGCUCCUGAGCUUCCCAGGAAUCCAACGCUGGGGUCUGAUGGCCUGGGGCUCCUCAGCAGCACCAUCCCAGAGCUCCCUGGGACUCCUGCCCUGGAGCACAACACCUCAGAGUCUGCCAGGGGUCCAACCCUGGUGUCCAGUGCUCCAGAAUCUCCCAGAGAUUCCUCCCUGGUAUUCAGUGCUUCAGAGUCCUCCAGGGAUCCCACCCUCAUGUUGAGUGCUCCAGAGACCCCCAGCAGCACCGCACUGGCCCCCCUGAACAGCCCUGUCCUAGAGUCCUACAGCCCAGAGCCCCCCAGCAGCACUGUGGCAAGCCCCAUCGUGGGGCCCAGCACCCCAGAGCCCCCCAGCAGCACUGUGCCAAGCUCCAUCGUGGGGCCCAGCACCCCAGAGCACCCCAGCAGCACUGUGCCAAGCCCCAUCAUGGGGCCCAGCACCCCAGAGCCCCCCAGCAGCACCGUGCCAAGCUCCAUCGUGGGGCCCAGCACCCCAGAGCCCCCCAGCAGCACUGUGCCAAGCUCCAUCGUGGGGCCCAGCACCCCAGAGUCCCCCAGCAGCACCGUGCCAAGCCCCAUUGUGGGGCCCAGCAGCCCAAAGCCCCCCAGCAGCACCGUGCCAAGCCCCAUCGUGGGGCCCAGCACCCCAGAGCCCCCCAGAAGCACCGUGCCAAGCCCCAUUGUGGGGCCCAGCAGCCCAAAGUCCCCCAGCAGCACUGUGCCAAGCCCCAUCGUGGGGCCCAGCAGCCCAGAGUCCCCCAGCAGUACCAUGCCAGCCCUCCUGUGUAGCUCCAUGCCAGGACUCAGCACCUCAGAGCCCCCGAAAAUCGCCGUGCCAGCUCCCCUGUGCAGCCCCAUCCCAGAGCCCAGCACUCUAGAGCCCCCCAGCAGCACUGUGCUGGUCCCCCUGUGUAGCUCCAUCUUGGGACUCAGCACCCCAGAGCCCCCUGGAAUCACCACAUCAGCCCUUCUGUGUAGCUCCAUCCCAGAGCCUGGUAUCCCAAAGCCCCCUGGAAUCACCACACCAGCCCCCCUGUGUAGCCCCAUCCCAGAGGCCAGCACGCUGGACCCCCCCAGCAGCACCAUGGCAGCCCCAAUGUGUAGCUCCAUCAUGGAGCCCAGCACCCCAGAAUCCCCCAGCAGCACCGUGCCAGCCCCCCAGUGCAGCCUCAUCCCAGGGUCCAGCACCCUGGAGGCUGCCGGAAUUGCUGUGCCAGUCCCUUUGUGCAGCUCCAUCCUGGGGCCCUGCCCUUCUGAACCCCGCAGCAGCACCGUGCCAACCCCGCCAUGCAGCCCUGUCCCAGGGUCCAGCAUCUCUGAGCCCUCUGGAAUGUCCACAUCAGCCCCCCUGUGCAGCCCUGUCCUGGGGUUCCGUACCCCAGAGGCCCCUGGCAGGACCAUACCAGGGCCUCCUGACAUCAUCAUUUCAGUGCCUGGCACCCCGAAUUCCCUGGGCAACACCCCUUUUGCCCCCUGCACCCCUGGCCUCCCUGGCACCAGCUCCACCCCGCAGGAAGCUCCCUUCCAUGGGUGGCGAGCAGUGCCCAUCGACCUCUCCUGCAGCCCCGUGGCCACCGAGCCCUCAGCUGGAGUUGGGAGUGUGAGUCCCUCACCUUGUCAAGACACCCCUGAGGGGACCGAGACCCCAGCCCCUGACCCCCUAGAGCAGCGUCCCCCCAGCUCCCCUCCAACCAGGGCAAGCAGGUCAGAGCAUGCAGAGUCAGAAGUGGCGGCCACCCCUGUCCCAUUGCCUGGGGUGGCCCUGGGUGCCGUGUCCUGGAUGUUGCCACUGAUGUGGCUGGAGAAGAGCCUCAACACCUCCUCCCUGCUGGAUUCCCUGCGUCACAGCCUGCCCUUGCCUAUGACCAGCGUCACCCCCGUGGCCACGGCGGCCGCGGGCACCAGCGUCACCCCCGUGGCCACGGCGGCCGCGGGCACCAGCGUCACCCCCGUGGCCACGGCGGCCGCGGGCACCAGCGUCACCCCCGUGGCCACGGCGGCCGCGGGCACCAGCGUCACCCCCGUGGCCACGGCGGCCGCGGGCACCAGCGUCAGCCCCAUGGCCACAGCAUCUGCAGGCACCAGCGUCACCCCCGUGGCCACGGCGGCCGUGGGCACCAGCGUCACUCCCGUGGCCACAGCAUCUGCGGGUACCAGCGUCACCCCCGUGGCCACCAUGGUCACUGGCACAUUCAUGACACCACGGGACCUGCGGGAGAUGAGCAUGAACAUCUCCUCGGAUGGCCGCCCCUUUGCCAAGGACAUUGCUGCCGAAACGGACUCCCUGCUCUGGCACUGUCCUCGGGAGCAGCUGAAGUCCCUGCCACGGGCAGAGCUGGAGGCACGGCUGGAGAGCACCCUCAUCAUCAUCGAAGCGCUCUCGCUCCAGCUGCGCGGCUGGCAGGAGAGCCAGCGGCUGCUGCCCGGCGUGGGGCCGGCUGAGCAGAGGGAUGCGCUCACGCAGACAGACAUCACCCACCCCAAAGGGGAGGAAGAGAUCUACCACAACCUCUACCUUGAGCUGCGGAGGAAAACAGAGGCUCUGCAGCGGCAGCGAGGAGCAGAGCAGGACCUGCAGCGGGAGCUGGAGCUGGCUGCUGCGGGGACGGACGCCUGGAGCAGGCAGUGCCUCCUAUUUCGGGGCCUCGUGGAUGCUGCAUUUCAGAGCUUGCAGGAGGAGCAGGGAGCCCUUGACCAGGAGCAGGCGCAGGCGAAGGCCUUGGUGUCACGGUGCCGGGCCGUGCUGGCGAGCGUGCCCGGCAAGCUACGGAGCUGCCUGGAGGAGCGGGAUGCCAUGAGGCAGCGAGCAGAUGAAGCCCACCAAGCCAAGGAAGAGAGCGAUCGCUUCCUGGAGGCCUUCCGUGUGCACGCCAGUGCCCAGAUCUGUGCCCGUGACCAGAGCCUGGCCUCCCAGCGAGAGCUGGCCGUGCUACUGGUGGAUGCCAUCAACCAGCAGGCAACCCUGGCUGCUGAGGCUCAGCCCUUCAGGGAGUUCAUAGAUGUCACCUUUGAAAAACUGGAGGAGGAAAGGAGAGCCCUGGAUGCAGAGAGGGAGCAGGUGAGGGCCCUGGUGUCGCGGUGCCGGAAUGUCCUGGAGAGCGUGCCUGGCAAGCUGCAGAGCUGCCUGGAGGAGCGGGAUGCCAUGAGGGAGCGAGCAGACCAAGUUCUUCAAGCCAAGGAGAAGAUGUCCUGCCAGCUGGAGGAGGCCUCGGUGGCCCUGCAGGAUGCAGAGUCUCAGCUGGAGCAGCUGACGGUAGCCAACUCACGCCUCAGCACAGAUCUGAGCUCUCUGAUGACGAAUCUGGCCAGUGUGGAGCAGGAGCGGGAUGCGCUGCAGCAGGAAAACAAGCAGCAGUGUGAGGAGAUGGCUCGGCUGGUGUGGGAGAGGGAUUCCCUGCAGCGAGAGUGCAAAGGGCUGUGCCAGGAGCUGCGGGAGGCAACCGAGUGCCGAGAGUUCCUUGACCAGGAGAACCGUAUGUGCCGCACGCAGCUGCUGGAGGUGGAGGCCAAGCUCAAGUCCACGCAGGCCACCCUACAGGAGCUCAGCCUGCAGCACGAGGAGCUGAUGGACUCCCACCAGCGCCUGCGGGAAGAGCAGGCUGCCCUCAGCCAGGAGCUGGAGAGCACCAAGGCUGAGCUCCAGAAUUUACAGCUCAAGAGGGACAAAGUCUCCUGGUGCUUUUCGGACAUUGCUGAAAGCAAGAUGCGGCUGCAAGAGCUUGCGGAUUGUCUCAGGGCUGCUCUACAAGAGGAGGAUGAUGAUGCCCCAUCAAGAAGCAGAACCUGGACCCCAGCUCCGCGGACGCCAGGCUGGCGGACACCCUGCUGGCAGACACCUCGCCGUGUCUGGACCCCCGCCUGCCGCACACCGGCAUCCCGCACCCCGUACCAUGCUGGGAGCUCCUUUGUGGGCAGCGUCCUGAAAGCGGUGUCAAGGAAAGAUGCUGAUGAUGCUGUCAGAGUUGGGAGUGCAUUUACCAAGGACAAACCUGUCUCUGCGCCAAAGCCAACAGAACCCGAGGAAGGUCUGCUGGAGAGCGUGAAGGAGCUGCGAGCUGUGGUCUCUGACCUCUCCAUGCUGAGCACCCGCAUCCAGGAGCUGGAGCAGAGCGAGUUCAAGGCGCUGCAGACAGAGAUCUCUGACCUGCAGCUCCAGCUGGAGACUGUGACCACCGAGAGUCAGGAGAAGAUUGAUGCCCAGGCUGCCAACAUCGCCAAGCUGAACAAGGCAUUGAGGGCCAAGCAAGAGAAUGAGAAGGAGCUGCAGAAUGUGUUGAAACAGCAGGAAGAGAAGAUGCUGCAACUCAUCGACAAGAGUGGGGAAGUCACGAGGCUGAAGGGAGAGAUGUCCCAGCUGAAACGCUCACUGCAGCGUGCGGAGACAGAAGCCAAGGUGCUGUGGGAGGAAAUGCGAGGGCAGCAGCCCAAGGUGGAUGCUGCCUAUGUUCAGGAGCGCGUCCUGCUGCGGCAGGAGGUGGACAAACUGCGGUUGCUGCUCCUAGAGAAAGAGGAUGAGAAUCUUCUGCUCUCUGAUAAAUACCUGGAGCAGGUCCGAGAGCUGGAGCUGAGGCUCUGUCACGCCCAGAAGAUGCUGAGGACCCAUGAGGAGAUGCAGGAGAAGAUGAAAGAGGUCCUGUCAGCGGUCCCUGACGUGGCAGUGGUCUGCCAGGAGUUCCCCAGCCUGCUGCGGUACUUGAGCCUGAAGCCGGGCACCAAGGAAGCUGCUGAGCCGCUGCAGCCUGUAGCAUGAAACCUUCCUGUU